UGACCCCAUCUCCGCCGCCAUCAUUGUUAGUGGCAGUGAAGCCUGUGUGGAGGGUGAGGAGGGGCAUUAGCGGAGCAUCGUGGAGCAUUAAUCCGGGUCUCAGUGAGUGUCGGCUGGGCAGCAGCUAUGGUUCAGACGUGCUCAGCGUAUGGCUGUAAGAACCGCUACCACAAAGACAAAGACAUUUCGUUCCACAAGUUCCCUCUGGCACGUCCAGAUGUUUGUGGUAAAUGGGUGGCGGCGAUGAGGAGGAACAACUUCAAGCCGACAAAGUACAGCAACAUCUGCUCGCAGCACUUCACCAAAGACUGCUUCAAGAGAGAGUGCAACAACCGGGUGCUGAAGGAGAACGCUGUGCCGUCGCUCUUCACCUUCAACCUCAACAUCAAGGCCGAGUCCCUGGAGGACCCCUUCCCCUCAGAGAUCCACUUCCCUCUCUCUUUGCCUCUGACUACUGACCCGGCGAUGGAGGAGGAGCCCGGGAGGAGCCUGUCCGACCCCCGGGGCGACACGGUGGCGGUCUCCUGCGACCACAACUACACAGCGGAGGACUCUGCUCGGCAGAAGAAGCGCAUCGAGCAGCUGGAGGAGCAGUUGGGGAGUCUGAGGAAGAAGCUGAAGACCACGCAGCAGAAGUGUCGGCGGCAGGAGAGACAGCUAAAGAGGCUGAAGGCGGCAUGUGAGACGCCCAGGACCGGCCGCAAGGCGCCAGCAGCGCUGGGAGAGGGGUACGUGAUUUUACCGAAACACAUCUACCGCACACUCAAAGGCACUGAGUAACGAGGAGCAGGGGAGGAAGAGACUAGUGUGGUCCAACUGAGCGGCAGAUUAAAAUCUGCUGCAGGUUCAAUCUCACGUCUGUCAGCCGACUGUUGAAGAGCUGCUGAGCAAGGCAGCAAACCCCGAGCUGAGAGCUGAAGGACUCGCUUGUCUUCAGUUUGGGCUGCGGUGAAAUGACUGAGUCGACUCUCACUUUUAAUGACUACUUGAGCAUUUUGGUUUGUGUCAGAGGGCGCUCCGUGCUGAAAGUAUUACUUGACAAACAGCCGAGUGCUGUGACUCCCUGGAGUCUUGUCGUCACAGUGAGGUUGCUAGACGACCAGCGGAGACGCUGCACAGAAGUACUGGGCGGAUGGAUAAACUGUUCUUCAAGAAAUAGUUCCAACAUGUAACUCCCCCCAAAAUCACAAACUUCAAGACACAGCCUGUUAAUCAGUGAGCUUCAGACCGUCAGGCUAGCUGUUUCCCCCUGCUUCCAGCCUUUAAGCUAAGCUAAGCUAACCAGACAUGACGUUUAUAUGGAUCUUGUCAUUUCAGUCUCACAAAGAAAGCAAAUGAAUGUUUGUUUCCCAAAGUGUUGAACUGGUCCUUCAAAGAUCCUGGUGUGGGAUCUGGGGAUGUGAAGUGACUUUCACCUCCGUCCUGUUUAUGUUGUUCGUCUUUAGAAGAUUUGUUCCUAAAAGGAAAAACAUCAUAAAAUGAGAGCUUUACUUUUUUCAGUAUUUUUCUUCACAUAAACAUGAUGCAAAACAUCGUGUGUGCGUGCGGAAUCAUCGACCAGCUGCUCGUGCAAUGAGCUUGAAUGACGUUGAAGCCAUAACCGCUGCCGUGUGUUCCCUCCCCGGGACUACAGACAGUCUUUAGCUCGUUCCCGGCUGCACAGUUACACACUGAUGCUAACCAGGCUGUAGUGUCGUCGCACUGGGGGGGUGAAUGAAGUCUAAUCAAAAAAGUCAGUCUGUGCUGUUGAACACUUCUGUCCCACAAUGCACUCCUCUGUUCACCUCCUGCUGCCAGCGUCUUGUUCAGGCGUUGUUCAGAGUUAUAAACGGCUGUGUUCUGGUGUCUGAUAAAUCUUUAAACCAAUAAAUAUGUUUCUCAAA
This is a messenger RNA of Siniperca chuatsi (mandarin fish), 1883 nucleotides long. RefSeq names its product THAP domain containing, apoptosis associated protein 1 (gene thap1). The record is from RefSeq and is a predicted model, not a curated record. The transcript has 3 exons. Bases 127 to 780 code for a protein of 217 amino acids. Gene Ontology annotation, molecular function: sequence-specific DNA binding. Lineage: Eukaryota; Metazoa; Chordata; Actinopteri; Centrarchiformes; Sinipercidae.